AUGAACGUUCGGACUAUCCAAAAACUGCAACUACCGAUGAAAACAUCGCCAAAAUUCACCAAACUGCUAGACGACCGCCGAAUUAAACAUGGUUACAAGCAGCGUGCAUCGCCUGGCCGCCUUAAGACAAUCAAUCACGUGGGACGUAUAAGAAGCGCAGUACCCACCCUGGUGCUGUACUUCUCAUUCCUUGUCCAAGGCAUCCUCAAGAGCCAUCUCAACCAACGGAUUGAUCGCUUAGUAGAGUCAGCUGCAAUUAGCCGGCCGGCUCGCUCUGAAGUUUUCCUUUAUUUGCCACAGCUAAUUAAAUAUUGUCAGCUGAUUAUUCACAGCGAGAUGGAAGUAUUAAUUAAGAGAGAGCGCCCUCUGUAA
Nezara viridula (southern green stink bug) is the source of this 372-nucleotide messenger RNA. The record is from the annotation of a GenBank genome assembly. Lineage: Eukaryota; Metazoa; Arthropoda; Insecta; Hemiptera; Pentatomidae.